AUGUUUGAUGAUUUGAAGAGGGACAGAGCAGGCAGGCGAGACGCGACAAGACAAGACAAGCCGAGACGAGACGAUACAGAAGUCAAGAACCCCCGUCGGCCCAUUGGGCUGGGUCCAGAGGAAAAAAAUAGAGGGAGAGACAGAAUCCGGCAGAUUGGGUGGGAAAACAAAACACAAAACGCCCAACACGAUUCAUGCCUCGCAUCGACUCUAAUUACACCAAACACCCUCAUUGUUUGUCCUACCCACUCUACUCUAGGUACUCUAUCCUGUUCCUGUGCCGCGUCCUCCGUGCUUCGUAGCCUAAUACUAAUAAACUACACACAAUAUGACAAUGACAUCCUUAGUUGUAGACCCAUCGAUUCCGUUCCGUCGGGCGCUCAGCACGCUCGCAAUUCACUGGUUCUUAGACAGAUGGCAUUCUACCCGUUAGAUGCUUCAAUGCACUCUGUAUCCAUCGUUGCCGCACAAGGCUUCGGUAAGGGAGGCUUCCAAUCAUGCCUGCAACCAUGCCCAUCUCCACCUCCACCGAAUGUAGGCAUGUCCUGGACCGGACUGGACUGGGCUCGUCGCACAAACCCUCCAGUUACGGGGGCCGGCGAGUCCCUCGAAGAAUUCGAUGUGUACAGCCCUGUUCGAACGAAGGAUGCGCUGCACAUCCCGUCGCCGCCGAUUCUGCAAAUGGUGCACUACUCAGUUCAGUCGGCGACCAAUGGCAACGGUUACGGUGACAGACUACAAAACCAUUAA
This is a messenger RNA of Aaosphaeria arxii CBS 175.79, 750 nucleotides long. RefSeq lists its product as uncharacterized. Bases 1 to 750 code for a protein of 249 amino acids. The record is from RefSeq and is a predicted model, not a curated record. The transcript has 3 exons. Lineage: Eukaryota; Fungi; Ascomycota; Dothideomycetes; Pleosporales.